AUGCCCAAUCAUACUUUAUCAGAAACUAAUAUCCAAGAUCUAAUUGCUGAGAAUAAAAAGAUAAUUCUAAGAUGUCCAUUCAAGGAAUGCAACACUAGAAUAAUCGCAUAUUCAUCCAAGCUAAUUACCAUCACAGCAUCACAUGCCCCACAAACAAUCAAAACAACCUCUCCGGAAUCAUCUCCUACAAUUGAACAAACAACUGACUUCUAUCAAAUAAAAGAUGUAUGGGAUUUUGAUAAUAUUGGUGUAAGUAGACCCACUGAUGUUUUGGAUGAACCAGUGGUAGGUCAUGAUGAAGUACAUGUGAAAUUAGAGAGGUUGUUGAUUUGUAGUGAAUGUGAAACGGGUCCACUUGGAUUUGCUGGGAUUCCAAUUGGUUCGGAAACUGAUCAUAGGAAUUUGCAAUAUUUUUUGAGUUGUAAUAGUGUAUUAUAUGAUUUUUAA
Molecule: messenger RNA, 447 nt
Organism: Hemisphaericaspora subhashii
Lineage: Eukaryota; Fungi; Ascomycota; Pichiomycetes; Serinales; Debaryomycetaceae
Product: guanine nucleotide exchange factor
Exons: 1
Coding region: 1-447 (148 amino acids)
Biological process (GO): post-Golgi vesicle-mediated transport; small GTPase-mediated signal transduction
Cellular component (GO): cytosol; membrane
Molecular function (GO): zinc ion binding; guanyl-nucleotide exchange factor activity
Source: RefSeq, a predicted model, not a curated record